AUGGAGUUGCAGCAGGAUAGACCGCCUGACUAUCGUCAGCGCUCGCCCGAGACCAUCGAAUGGCCUGUCGCCCCGAGCCAUGCCCUCCCGCACGCCCCAGAGCAGCCGCGACUGGGCAGCGACAUCACCCUCCCUGACCUCAAGACCGUCCUCUCCUCCGAAUUCGAGCAAAUGUCCCCAAGACAACCCAGCGUCGCCAGUCCCGUGAAUUCAGUCAGAAGCCUGCCGAGAAUGGAUCCAGGUCCAGAGUACAACCACGCAGUGCAAGAUCAUCGCAGAGGUCUGGACACCAUCAUGGCCGGUGCGAACGAGACGGAUAGUGUGAUGAGUUACGAGGAUACCAAUGCGAGAUCAGCCAGCAGGGCGCUGUCUGUGGAAGACCCAGACGUACGCAUGGCAGCCGAAGCGCUAUCAGGGUUGGGCAAUCCAACAGCUCAAUUUGCCCGAGGUCACGACAAGAUUCACGUGCAUUCACAUGCAAGCGAUGCACGUGCCUCGGAUGGGCGGAGCGUAUCUGGAAAUCCCGAACCGCUUCUCGAGCUUGUGUCUGCGGCUCAUCCAUGGGUUGGUGGAACUAUGAAAGGCUCCCUCACGGCGUACGAGACGGCAAAGUACUACUCCCCACGCAUAGUACGCUACGGUGUGAACUUCGCCGAGAGGAACAUUGGCACGCCGGUCGUCAGUGCAGUUGGUAGUGUCAGCCAAAUCACUGGUGUCGAGGCUGGACUUCGUCGUUAUCUGGACGCUCGCCGACCGAACGACAUUGAGCGAGGAGACAAGAACAUGGACUCGAGCAUGGACAUCGAUGAGGGCAUUGUCACUCGUCCACGAGACAACUCGAUACCACCACCAUACGGAGCAAGCAGGCCGCCCUCAUACCGCGAAGAGGUCAGCCCAGCUUCGGCGAACCGCUCGAGGGAAGUCGCCGUGCAAGAGCGACCUUCAGCAAAUCGCAGCUGGUCAUCGCAACUCUUCGUCUCCACAUCUGGUCUCUCUGUUGCUCUUAGCACGACUUCACGCAAGAGCUUGAGGAUGUGCCUGCAGUUCCUCAGCGCCCAGGCCGGAUAUCUCCAACACGUGAGCAAGGCACUUUCUCUCGCGCUGAGCAACUACGAGCAACGACGACAAGAGUACCGAAACAACAGCGACUCGGCUCUGGAGAAGGGCGAGCGUCCUUCAACGCCCGACCAAGAUGAGAGUGCGAGACGGCUUGCAGAGGAGAUCAGCCAGCACUGCAAAGCCAUCUGGACGACUCUCCAACAUGCCGUGACCACGGUAUCAAGCUACACGGGUGCAGCAUUGCCGCAUAACGCGCGCGAGUUCGUACGACUGCAACUGAUGUCCCUUCCUCAACGCUGGAGGAUCGUCGUCGACUCCACACAGGCCGGCUCUGAAACCAGUCGCUCUGCGCAACGUAUGAUUGACUUCUCAUCGGAAGGCUUGGACAUGAUGAGUCAAGUCGCGGGUGUCCUCAAGGCGACUCUCGACAGCGCAGAAGGCUGGCUCGCGGCGGUAGGCAGACGUGAUCAACAAGUCGAAGAUCAGCAGAUGCAGGACGCCUCCACCAACGAGUCGCAAGCCGAACGCGAGAAGUCUUGA
Molecule: messenger RNA, 1599 nt
Organism: Zasmidium cellare ATCC 36951
Lineage: Eukaryota; Fungi; Ascomycota; Dothideomycetes; Mycosphaerellales; Mycosphaerellaceae
Exons: 2
Coding region: 1-1599 (532 amino acids)
Biological process (GO): regulation of transcription by RNA polymerase II; phospholipid biosynthetic process; endoplasmic reticulum unfolded protein response
Cellular component (GO): nucleus; endoplasmic reticulum
Molecular function (GO): transcription corepressor activity
Source: RefSeq, a predicted model, not a curated record